Molecule: messenger RNA, 469 nt
Organism: Hyaloscypha bicolor E
Lineage: Eukaryota; Fungi; Ascomycota; Leotiomycetes; Helotiales; Hyaloscyphaceae
Exons: 1
Coding region: 55-246 (63 amino acids)
Source: RefSeq, a predicted model, not a curated record
AAGGGCCCGGGGGGGGGGGAGAAGCCGUCAAAGUGCCAGAAGGGCGGCCCGGACAUGACCAUACUACGUACAACGGUCCACGGAGGGGAUAUGGAGAACUGCUUGCGAUGCUCUCGGAUAGGCAUAUCGGACGGCAUAUCUCCCCCAGCAGGUAUCCCCCGCCCAAAGGAACGGCUCAUCAAAACUCGGCAAUUGCAUUUGAUACCGCGCCCAGUGAUCGCACGUGCCCAAGGAGAGCUUCUGUGAAUGGAAGGUGAGAGAGACUGGGAGUCGCAGCUCACGAGAUGGGCAAAUGAGGUCGAACUGUGUUUGUUGGUUGGUGUUUGAGCGUGGGUUCCUCGUCCUGUCAUGCAGCGAACUGAGUCCGGGUUUCACCGUAAUUGCGAUGUGGAGGGUGAUUAUUGAAGGAGUGAAGGCGCACGGGGGAGAGAUGACAUCUCAGUUAUGAACAAUAUGCGAUUCAGCUAUG